This is a messenger RNA of Ailuropoda melanoleuca (giant panda), 5399 nucleotides long. It is a transcript of the gene BICRA, whose product is annotated as BRD4 interacting chromatin remodeling complex associated protein. The record is from RefSeq and is a predicted model, not a curated record. The coding region runs from base 113 to 4462 and encodes 1449 amino acids. Gene Ontology annotation, biological process: positive regulation of DNA-templated transcription. The transcript has 14 exons. Lineage: Eukaryota; Metazoa; Chordata; Mammalia; Carnivora; Ursidae. Gene Ontology annotation, cellular component: SWI/SNF complex.
CCACAGCUGGCCCCCGAAAGGACACUCCCCGAGUCCCCAGCCGGGGGCCCUGCGUAGACCUGGAGUGGACACCCCCUCCUUCCCUUCAUGAUUCGUUCGUAGCGCAGUGGCGAUGGAUGAUGAGGAUGGGAGAUGCUUACUAGACGUGAUUUGUGACCCUCAGGCCCUCAAUGACUUCCUACAUGGAUCCGAGAAGCUCGAUGGCGAUGACCUCCUGGAUAACCCCGGGGAGGCCCAAAGUGCCUUCUAUGAAGGUCCUGGGCUCCAUGUGCAAGAAGCUUCUGGCAACCACUUGAGCCCAGAGCCCACACAGCCGGCCCCCAGCGUGGACCUAGACUUCCUAGAGGAUGCGAUCCUGGGCUCGCCGGCUGCGGGGGGCGGCGGCGGGGGCGGCGGGGGUGCCGACCAGCCCUGCGACAUCCUGCAACAGAGCCUCCAAGAGGCCAACAUCACUGAGCAGACACUCGAGGCCGAGGCCGAGCUGGACCUGGGCCCCUUCCAGCUGCCCACCCUCCAGCCCGCAGAUGGCGGAGCAGGCCCGGCAGGUGCCGGAGGGGCUGCCGCCGUGGCCGCUGGGCCCCAGGCCCUGUUCCCCGGUGGCACUGACCUUCUGGGGCUGCAGGCCCCACCCACUGUGCUGACCCACCAGGCCCUGGUGCCGCCCCAGGACGUGGUCAACAAAGCCCUGAGCGUGCAGCCCUUCCUACAGCCCGUGGGCCUGGGCAAUGUGACCCUGCAGCCCAUCCCAGGCCUCCAGGGCCUGCCCAACGGCAGCCCUGGGGGCGCCACGGCGGCCACACUCGGCCUGGCACCCAUCCAGGUGGUGGGCCAGCCUGUCAUGGCACUCAACCCGCCCACCUCCCAGCUCCUUGCCAAGCAGGUGCCCGUCAGCGGCUAUCUGGCCUCGGCGGCUGGCCCCUCAGAGCCAGUGACCUUGGCGUCGGCCGGCGUCUCGCCCCAGGGGGCCGGCCUGGUCAUUCAGAAGAACCUCCCCACCGCCGUGGCCACCACGCUCAACGGGAACUCGGUGUUUGGAGGGGCGGGAGUGGCCACGGCAGCGGCCAGCGGGGCACCCUCGGGGCAACCGCUGGCGGUGGCCCCCGGCCUUGGCACGUCACCGCUGGUCCCUGCGCCCAACGUGAUCCUGCAUCGCACGCCCACGCCCAUCCAGCCCAAGCCUGCCGGCGUGCUGCCCCCCAAGCUCUACCAGCUGACACCCAAGCCGUUCGCCCCGGCGGGCACCACGCUCACCAUCCAGGGCGAGGCAGGGGGCCUCCCGCAGCAGCCCAAGGCCCCCCAGAACCUGACUUUCAUGGCAGCAGGCAAGGCCGGCCAGAACGUGGUGCUGUCGGGCUUCCCCGCACCUGCCCUGCAGGCGAAUGUCUUCAAGCAGCCUCCUGCCACCACGACCGGAGCCGCCCCGCCGCCGCCCCCCGGGGCCCUGAGCAAGCCCAUGAGCGUCCACCUCUUGAAUCAAGGCAGCAGCAUCGUCAUCCCUGCCCAGCACAUGCUGCCGGGCCAGAACCAGUUCCUGCUGCCCGGCGCACCCGCCGUCCAGCUCCCCCAGACGCUCUCAGCCCUGCCCACCAACGUCGGCGGGCAGAUCCUGGCGGCCGCGGCGCCUCACGCGGGCGGACAGCUCAUCGCAAACCCCAUCCUCACCAACCAGAACCUGGCGGGGCCGCUGAGCCUGGGCCCCGUGCUGGCCCCCCACUCUGGGGCCCACAGCGCAGCCCACAUCCUCUCGGCCGCCCCCAUCCAGGUGGGCCAGCCGGCGCUCUUCCAGAUGCCUGUGUCGCUGGCCGCGGGCAGCCUGCCCACACAGAGCCAGCCGGCACCCACCGGCCCCGCUGCCACGACCGUCCUCCAGGGGGUCACUCUGCCCCCCAGCGCCGUGGCCAUGCUCAACACCCCCGACGGGCUGGUGCAGCCAGCUACCCCUGCCGCCCCGGGGGAGGCCGCGCCUGUCCUCACGGUGCAGACAGCCCCCCAGGCGCCACCGUCGGUCAGCACCCCACUGCCUUUGGGCCUCCAGCAGCCACCGGCGCAGCAGCAGCCCCCGCAGGCCCCGACCCCUCAGGCCGCCGCCCCGCCUCAGGCCACCACCCCCCAGCCCAGCCCAGGCCUGGCGUCUAGCCCAGAGAAGAUCGUCCUGGGACAGCCGCCCUCUGCCGCCACCACGGCCAUCCUCACUCAGGACUCCCUGCAGAUGUUCCUGCCCCAGGAGAGGAGCCAGCAGCCCCUCUCCGCAGACGGCCCCCACCUCUCCGUGCCCGCCUCGGUCAUAGUCAGCGCCCCGCCUCCCGCCCAAGACCCAGCCCUGAGCACCCCCAUCGCCAAAGGAGCUGGCCUCGGCCCUCAGGCCCCCGACAGCCAGGCUUCCCCAGCGCCGGCCCCCCAGAUCCCAGCAGCGCCUCAGGUGCCGUCCGGAAUCAUUCUCCAGAACAAGGCCGGGGGGGCCCCCGCCGCCCCGCAGACCUCCGCCAGCCUGGGGCCCCUCGCCAGCCCCACUGCCUCUGUGCUGGUCAGCGGGCAGGCCCCAUCCGGGACCCCCACCGCCCCCAGCCAUCCCCCUGCCCCGGCACCCAUGGCCACCACAGGUAGGGGAGAGGUAGCCCACGAGGAGAGGGAUAUGGAAGGGAGGCAGGAAGACAAGACCACAGCAGGGAGGGAGCCUGCAGAAGCCAGCCUGGUGUCCAGACCGAGUCAGGUGGAGGCCAAUACCCACGCCUCCAGAGAAGGGGCUGGCGGGGACCCAGGCAAGGCCCGGCCCAGGUCUUCCCGGAGGCAGGUUCAUAUGCUGGGCAGCACAUCCGGGAGCUGGGGCCAGGACCCCACCUCGGCGGGGGAGGGGGGGGAUGCAGGCCGGCUCUCCUCUUUGUCACAGGCAAGGUCCCAAGGGGGUCAGGGCGCAAGGGGAGGCCCCUCGGCAGCGCUGUCUCUCACUCAGCUCUCUGCCUCGCAGUAUGAGAGCAAGAUGGGCAGUCUGAAGAAACCCUCCAUGCUGCAGCCCAGCAAAGAAGCCUGUUUCCUGGAACAUUUGCACAAACAUCAGGGCUCCGUCCUGCACCCUGACUACAAGACAGCCUUCCCCUCCUUCGAGGAUGCCCUGCACCGCCUCCUACCCUACCACGUCUACCAGGGUGCCCUCCCCUCCCCCAACGACUACCACAAAGUGGAUGAGGAGUUUGAGACGGUCUCCACGCAGCUGCUGAAACGCACGCAGGCCAUGCUCAAUAAAUACCGCCUCUUGCUCCUAGAGGAGUCCCGGAGGGUGAGCCCCUCGGCGGAGAUGGUGAUGAUCGACCGCAUGUUCAUUCAGGAGGAGAAGACCACCCUUGCCUUGGACAAACAGUUGGCCAAGGAGAAGCCCGACGAGUAUGUGUCUUCCUCGCGCUCUCUUGGCCUCCCCGUCGCUGCCUCUUCCGAGGGACACCGGCUCCCUGGCCACGGCCCAGCACCAUCCUCUGUGUCCGGGGCCCCCGCCCAGCCCCCUCUGCACCUGCCAACCAAGCUGGUGAUUCGGCACGGUGGGGCGGGUGGCUCCCCUUCCGUGACCUGGGCCCGGGCGUCCUCCUCCCUGUCCUCUUCCUCCUCCUCCUCGGCCGCCUCGCCCUUGGACGCCGAUGAGGACGGCCCCAUGCCGUCCCGCAACCGCCCUCCCAUCAAGACCUACGAGGCCCGGAGCCGCAUCGGCCUCAAGCUCAAGAUCAAGCAGGAGGCUGGGCUCAGCAAAGUCGUCCACAACACCGCCUUGGACCCUGUGCACCAGCCCCCGCCCCCUGCCGCCCUCAAGGCCGCCGAGCCCCCGCCCCGGCCCCCUCCGCCACCCCCUGCCACGGGCCAGAUGAACGGCACAGUGGACCACCCACCGCCGGCCGUCCCGGACCGCAAGCCCACGGCGCUGGCCCCCCACUGCCCCCGGCUGCCCCUUCGGAAGACGUACCGCGAGAACGUGGAGGCCCUGGGCGGCGCGGCCGGGGAGGGGGCCGGGACCGGCAGAGCCCGGGGCAGCAGUCCGGCGCCGCUGCCCACUAAAGUGGACGAGGCCACCAGCGGGCUCAUCCGCGAGCUGGCCGCGGUAGAGGACGAGCUGUACCAGCGCAUGCUGAAGGGGGCGCCCCCGGAGCCCGCGGCCAGCGCAGGGCAGGGCAGCGGCAGCAGGGAUCCCGGCUGGGAGGCGCCCCCCGCCAAGCGGCGCAAGUCCGAAUCGCCCGACGUGGACCAGGCUAGCUUCUCCAGCGACAGUCCGCAGGACGACACGCUCACGGAACACCUGCAGAGCGCUAUCGACAGCAUCCUGAACCUCCAGCAGGCCCCGGGUCGGACACCUGCACCCCCGUACCCCCACGCCGCCCCGACGGCCGUCACGCCUGCCUCCCCGUCGCCCCUGCACAGGCCAGAGGCCUACCCGCCCUCCAGUCACAACGGUGGCCUCGGGGCCAGGACGUUGAACAGAUAACACCGGGCCGGUCUUCGCUUCCCUGUCCCCCGUGCCGCGCGCGGACUCCGGGGGCAGCUGGGCGUCGGACCUCAGCCCCCUGGGGGACACGAGCCGGGGAUCCCCUGACAGUUUUUCUUGCCUAAGUUAUUUGAGUCACAAAGGCCUCCUCCCCCACUUCCUGCUUCAGCCUGGUUGUUGGGUGGGGGUUGUGGAUUUAGGAGAGGGGGCUGUAAUGUAAAAUGUCCCCCUGCCAAAGGUGGGGGUAAUCCCGGUGUGUCAUUUCCUAUUUCUUCCCACUUCCUGCCACACUCCGCCCCUCCGUGGGGGAGGGGAGGGGGGACACGCGUGUGUUUGCCAGGCAUGGAGGUAUCCUGGUCGUUCCCACUGCUCACGCGUGUCCCGGUACCGGGCUUGUCCGUGUGGCCGCACAGAUCCACGCGUCGAGGGCGCUCGAAGCCGGGAGGGUCCUUGGCGAGCCUCGCUCAGCCUCUCCCUACCGCCCCCCACAGGCUGUAAAAGGAAACGCAGGGAGGGGGGGCGUCAGCUAGCGCCCCGGACCCCCACCUCAGAGGGCUGUGCCCGCGGGCACCUGUGUCCCAUCCAUGUGUCUGUGUCCAGCUCCGCGUCCUGUGUCCCUGUGUGUGUGCUCGAGUGAGCAAGAGAGAGAGCGAAAGAGAUUUCGAACCCUCCCGUCCCUCGACUGAAAUCGGAACACCUCCAAAACAGGAAACCGGGGUCUUCCUCCCACCCCUCCAUCCCUCCCCAGCCAGUCUUCCCUCUGUUCUUCCUGCCGCCAGCCACCCGCGCCAGAUUUUGAAAUCUCGGAGACAAAACUAGUACUGUAAGAUAAAUUUUUUUGUACUGUAUUUAUUGUGUAUAACGAUUUUUUUAAAGGAGAAUUCUGUACAUUUAGAACUCUUGUAAAUUAAAAACUGAUCCUUUUUUUAAAACUCUA